UGAGUUGGUUUGGCUUGGCGAGCUUUGCGCCGGGACCUCGGAGCCGCUGGACGCGCGUGAAUGAACCCCAGCGCAGGAUGUUCGUGUUGGUGGAGAUGGUGGACACCGUUCGCAUACCCCCGUGGCAGUUUGAGCGGAAACUCAACGACUCCAUUGCUGAGGAGCUGAACAAGAAAUUGGCCAACAAGGUCGUCUACAACGUGGGACUCUGCAUCUGUCUGUUUGAUAUCACCAAGCUGGAGGAUGCCUAUGUCUUCCCAGGGGAUGGAGCAUCACACACCAAAGUCCAUUUCCGUUACGUGGUGUUCCACCCUUUCCUGGAUGAGAUUCUCAUUGGGAAGAUCAAAGGCUGCAGCCCGGAGGGUGUGCACGUCUCUUUAGGGUUCUUUGAUGACAUUCUCAUCCCCCCUGAGUCACUGCAGCAGCCUGCCAAGUUUGAUGAAGCAGAACAAGUGUGGGUGUGGGAGUAUGAGACGGAAGAAGGAGCUCAUGACCUGUACAUGGACACUGGGGAGGAGAUCCGCUUCAGGGUGGUGGAUGAGAGCUUUGUGGACACAUCCCCCACAGGACCCAGCUCAGCUGAGGCUGCCUCUUCAAGUGAGGAGCUGCCAAAGAAGGAAGCACCAUAUAUGCUUGUGGGAUCUAUCAGUGAGCCAGGCCUGGGCCUUCUCUCCUGGUGGACCAGCAACUAGCCCUGGGGCUCACAGUGACUGCCUAGCCCGAAGACCUGUCCAGACUUGUGAAAGUAGUGAACAGUUGGCACUGAGUGCUGACCAGAGCCAGGCUUGGUGGGACCAGGAGCAGGGUGACAGGUGCUUAUCCUCUCCCUCCCCAGCACUGCUUCUCUGGUCUGGAGCCACCCCGAACCAUUUCCAGUGUUACGGAUCUAGGCUGGCUUCUCACUUGCUGUAUAGCAUAGAAUAGCCUGGAGUUUCUGAUCCUCCAGCUUCUACCUCUUAAGUGCUGGGAUGACAAGUGUGCAGUACUAUUGAGCUUACGUGAAGGUAGGGAUGGGGCCCAGGGCUUGUUGUGCACACCAUGCAAGCAUUUGACCAGCUCAGCUGCUUCCCCAGCACAAGGACUGAUUUUCUUUUUCUUUUUUCUUUUCUUUUUUUUUUUUUUUUGUUGUAAUUUUUGUAAUUUAAUUUUUUUUUGUAAUUUCUUCAGGGCUGAGGAUGGAACUUUCAUGUUAAGUAGGUGGUGUACUACUGAGCUAAGCCUAGUCUAUCCUAUGAACUUCUGGCUUUCAGUGACAGCAGAAACAUUUAAUAAAUACUGGUGGCAGCAGUAGGAACCUCCCCAUUUCAGCAGCUGACAUCACAAUCUAAGGUCACUGAAUUGCCAAUCUGGGAUAGCAUAUCCUGCCUCAUCCCAAGGUCCAUUUAGAGAUGACCUUUCCCAAGCCCACAGAUGUAGGUCUUUGAGACCAGGCUGACUACUGAGCUUAGUGGCUCUGUAAUAAAAGUAGAAGUCACUCUGGGCAGGUGUUUUGGGUCAGUACUGUCAGUUGCUGAUUGAAGUUGGAACACUAAGCAGCCUUAAUUCCACAGCAUCUGGAAGGCAGAGCCUCCAAAAUGAACCAAAAACCCUCCCUGUCUAGGACGUGGAGAUGGAGGCCUACCUCACAGGAAGCCUGGGGCGGCUGCUGCCUCAACUGUGACCAUGAGUGCUCUGUGGGGAUAGAGUUGCCCCAGGUCCACAGAUGACUGUCUAGUCCUGCUGUUCCUUUCUUACUGGCACUUGUGUGACAAACCCCUGUGGCCUGCCCAUGUGAGAUUUAGCUGAUGCAGCCUAAUAAUAUAAUAUAAUAAUAUCGUGUCACAACUCUGCUGCAGAGGCUAGAGGGGCAGACAGCAUGCAACAUUUAUUAGCUGUGUCUUGGAGCAGGUUAUUUUUCAGGCUGUUUUAACUCUAUAGUCUAGGCUGGACUUGAACUCAGAUCCAUCUUUAAGCUAGGUGCUGUGCUGACUCUCGGGGUAAAGACCAGGUCUAGAACUGUAGUCCCCUAGGGGGACAGAGGAGGAGGCAGCUCUUGGUCACCGAAGCUCUCGUCUAUUGCAGGCACAUGUGUAGGGGCAGGAGGGGGUGGAGUAGUUUUUUGUCAUCGCUCCUGACUUGGCUACAGUGACCAAGGAAUGAUGAAGCCUUGGCUUGAAACCCUCCAUCAGCCCAAGCUGAUAAUAGUAGACACCAACCAUUCUCACAACAUUCAAUAGAUUUGGAUUUUUUUUUUCUUAUAAGAACAAGUUUCUCUAAAAUCCUUCAGCCACCAGUGAAAUGAUCAGGCAGAAUAAAAACUUCUGUAGAGGGA
Messenger RNA from Arvicanthis niloticus (Nile rat), 2311 nucleotides. RefSeq names its product RNA polymerase III subunit H (gene Polr3h). Gene Ontology annotation, cellular component: RNA polymerase III complex. Lineage: Eukaryota; Metazoa; Chordata; Mammalia; Rodentia; Muridae. Gene Ontology annotation, biological process: transcription initiation at RNA polymerase III promoter; DNA-templated transcription. The record is from RefSeq and is a predicted model, not a curated record. Gene Ontology annotation, molecular function: DNA binding; DNA-directed RNA polymerase activity.